Molecule: messenger RNA, 1884 nt
Organism: Triticum turgidum subsp. durum (durum wheat)
Lineage: Eukaryota; Viridiplantae; Streptophyta; Magnoliopsida; Poales; Poaceae
Source: the annotation of a GenBank genome assembly
AUGGUGAAGAUAGUGACAUACAACGUGAACGGGCUGCGGCCGCGGGUGGCGCAGCACGGCUCGCUCCGCCGCCUCCUCGACUCGCUCGACACCGACAUCAUCUGCUUCCAGGAGACCAAAUUGUCGAGGCAGGACUUGUCUGGGGAUGUCAUAAUGGCCGAGGGAUACGAGGCUUUCAUUUCGUGCAAUCGUUCUUCGAGAGGGCGUGGACCAUACUCUGGUGUUGCAACGUUUUGCCGGGUGACAUCAGCAUUUGCCAGUCAGGAGGUUGCUUUGCCGGUAGCAGCUGAAGAAGGCUUUGCUGGAUUACAGGGCUCUGCAAAGGACAAUGAAGUUAUUGGGGAUUUUGUUCUUGAUAUGCCUAUGGAUGAGGAAGAUCUUGGCGAAAUAACAAGAGAGGAGCUGCUCAGGGUGGACAAUGAGGGGCGAUGUAUCAUCACUGACCAUGGACAUUUUGUUCUUUUCAAUAUAUAUGGCCCAUCUAUUGGAGAAGAUGAUGAAGAACGGGUUCGUUUUAAGCUACUGUUUUACAAGAUAUUGCAGAAACGAUGGGAAUUUCUACUGGCUCUCGGAAAGAGAGUCUUCGUUGUUGGAGAUUUGAAUAUUGCUCCUAGUUCGAUAGAUAGGUGUGACGCAUCUCCUGGAUUUGAGAAGCAAAUGUUUCGGGAGUGGCUGAGAUCCAUGUUAAGAGAACAUGGAGGUCCCUUUUUUGACGCUUUCAGAUCAAAGCACCCUGAAAGGACGGGAGCUUAUACUUGCUUUAAUCAAAAAGUUGGAGCUGAAGAAUACAAUUACGGUUCUAGAAUAGACCACAUUCUCAUUUCUGGUGCCUGUUUUCAUGACUGCAAUUCGGUGGAAGAUCAUAGCAUUUUCCAUUGCCAUGUUGAGGAUUGUGAGAUAAUGAAUCAUUUCAGAAGAGGGGAUUCAGGAAAUAUCUCAAAGUGGAAAGGAGGGAGAAGUAGUAAGCUAGAAGGGUCUGAUCAUAUUCCAGUUUAUAUGAUACUGAACGGAAUACCUGAACUUCCUGCCCAUAAUACCCCACCAUCAGCUGCAAGAUAUCUCCCAGAAAUCCGUGGGCGGCAACAAAGUAUAGUAUCAUUCCUCGGUAAAGGAAAAUUGUGCGAAGCUGAAGAUGGCCCAGGUUUAAACAUAUCCAGGGAUAGAGAAAACCAAAGCUGCUGUAGUGAUGACCUGGAAAGGAGAAGCAUAUCCAAGGAAGAAUUAGCAACUGGUAUAACCGAGUUUUCUAAAGGUGUUAACCAACCUAGUCCGACGUCUAAGCGGAGGAAUCUUGAUCAUUGGAUAAAUGAAGGUUCAAGUGGCAGCUCUGUAACAUUACUAGCAGCACAAGGUAUGAAAACUUCCUUUUCUGGUGUCAAGUCUGUGUCAAACAAGAAAAACAAGCAUAACUUAUCCUCACAGCCAACAAUCAAGUCAUUUUUUCGAAGACCAGAAACAAAGCCAGGGGAUGCCAAUAUCAAUAGCUUAGCUAGUUCAGUAGAUACAGUACCUAGUUCAGUAGAUACACUACCUAAGAUGGAUGAAUUAUGUUCUCCACAAGAUGAUAGUCUGCAAGAAAACAUCCAGUGUACAGCUGCAGCUGACGGAGAUCCGGAUAACUCAAACAUAUCAUCUUCACUUUCAACUUAUAAAUGCAAUAUUGCAACAUUGGAGUGGCAAAGAAUACAACAGAGAAUGAAAAUGACCCUACCACUUUGCAAAGGACACCGUGAACCUUGCAUUCCAAGGUCUGUGAAGAAGGGCUCCAAUAUCGGUCGCUUAUUCUAUGUCUGUGCCCGUGCUCAGGGACCUUCAUCAAAUCCAGAAGCGAACUGCAAUCACUUUCAAUGGGCCUCUGUAAAAUCUAAAGGGAAGCGGCAAUGA